This is a messenger RNA of Zea mays, 2762 nucleotides long. Its product is annotated as G-type lectin S-receptor-like serine/threonine-protein kinase LECRK2. The transcript has a single exon. Gene Ontology annotation, biological process: protein phosphorylation. Gene Ontology annotation, molecular function: protein serine/threonine kinase activity; ATP binding. NCBI's taxonomy places the organism in Eukaryota, Viridiplantae, Streptophyta, Magnoliopsida, Poales, Poaceae. The record is from RefSeq and is a predicted model, not a curated record. The coding region runs from base 64 to 2616 and encodes 850 amino acids.
UCGUCGACGACAACGAGUCGUGAUCGUGAUAUUCGACCGGGCGCCCGGCACCAAACUCCGAUCAUGGCGGCGGCGCUCUGCUUUGCUUCCCUCACCCGCGUUCGUCCCUUCGCUGCUGUGCUACUGCUGAUGCUACUGCAACAAGCUCGUUUCCGGGCGUUGGCCGUGGCGCGGACCAACCUGACAGCGGGGGCCACCUUGACGCCGGCCGACUACAUCAGCAGCCCCUCCGGCACCUUCAGCUUUGGCUUCCUCGCCCUCGACUCCGACCCGACCAAGUUCCUCCUCGCCACGUGGUUUCACUUCGCCGACGGCAACGCCUCCUCCCAAUUCCAGCCACAGCCGCAGCCGCAGUCCGUGGUGUGGUUUGCCAAACAGUCGCCCUCCGGGAGCACGUCCAACGCCACCGCGCAGUCGGUUCUGAGCAUCACGUCCGACGGGCAGCUCAUGCUCACCGACGGCCAGCAGGUGCUGUGGACGCCUACCACAGAUCGUGGAUCCGUGCUCGCGCUCCUCGACUACGGCAACCUCCAGUUCCUGAGCGACUCCGGCAACCAGGUGCUGUGGGAGAGCUUCUCGUACCCGACGGACACGCUCCUGCCGGGCCAGUCCCUGUCCUACGAGCCAACCGGGUCGGAAGGGAAGCUCUUCGCCAGGCGCGCGGACGCGGAGUUCACCACCGGCCGGUUCAGCAUGGGCGUCCAGAGCGACGGCAACGUCGUCCUCUACGUCGAUCUCCUCGAGGGCAACGACCCCGAAAACGCCUACUGGCAGGCGUACACCAACAGCCCCGACGGCAACACGACGGUCACCUUCGAUGGCCAGGGCCGCCUCAACUACACCCUCCACAACGGCACGGUUAACAGCUUGGUUAAACCGGCGGCGAGCUUCGCCGCCGGCGAGUACUUGAAGUUCGCCCGGAUGGACCCUGACGGCAUCGUCCGUACCUACGUCAGCCCCAAGAACGGCGGCACCGGCAACGCGUCUUGGACCGUGUCCGGCGCGUUCCCCGACUACGGCUGCGUCAAGAGGACCUCCGGGUUGCAGGACAUGUGCGGGCCGGGGUCGUACUGCGUGUCUGCGCCGACGCCGAGCUCAAGGGACAGGCUCGAGUGCACGUGCCCGAGUGGGUACAAGUACACCGACGAGCAGCAUAGGGACAGCGGCUGCACGCCGGGGUUCGAGCCACAGAGCUGCGACGGCGAGAACGGCGGCUCCGACGAGUUCACCCUUGUGGAGCUGCUCAACACCACCUGGGAGACCUCGAUAUACUACAAGAAGCUGUCGUCGGUCACGGAGCAGCAGUGCCGGGACAGCUGCCUCGGCGACUGCUUCUGCGCGGCCGCACUGAUGAUCGGCGGAUCCAAGUGCGCGGAGAUGGCGGCGCUCACCAACGGUUGGCAGGCAAACGGUGCCACGAGUCUCACGACCAAGGCGUUCAUCAAGGUGCGGACAAGGAAUCCUCCGGCGGCCGCGCCUGCAAGGAAUAGAAACGCGUUGGCCUACAAGGUUGCCGCCAUCUGCUUGGCCGUCGUUUUGUUGGUCACCGUCGGCGUUCUCGUGGCACUGCAUUGCCAUCGCAGGAGGAACAGAGAGAGCCAGCGGCCGUUCAGCUCGAGCGUGAGGGCGUUCAGCUGCAAGGAGCUACACCAGGCCACCAACGGCUUCGAGAAACUGCUGGGCAAAGGGAGCUUCGGCGAGGUGUACAGAGGGACGAUGAGGUCGCCGCACCCGCAUCUCAUCGCGGUGAAGAAGCUCAUCACCUCGAACGAGUACAGCGAGCAGGAGUUCACCAACGAGGUGCAGUCCAUCGGGCAGAUCCACCACCGGAACUUGGUCCGCAUGAUCGGCUACUGCAAGGAAGGCAAGCACCGGAUGCUCGUGUUCGAGUUCAUGCCGGGAGGGUCGCUCCGCGGCUUCCUCUUCGACCCGGAGAAGCGGCCUCCGUGGCGCUGGCGCGCCGAGGCCGCGAUCGCCAUCGCCCGAGGGCUCGAGUACCUCCACUACGGCUGCAGCGCCCCGAUCAUCCACUGCGACAUCAAGCCCGACAACAUCCUGCUGGACGACCGUGGCGUCCCGCGGAUCACCGACUUCGGGAUCUCCAAGCUGCUGGGGAGCCAGCAGGUGCACGCUACGGUGACCCACGUCAGGGGCACCAGAGGGUACAUCGCGCCCGAGUGGCUCCGCGGCGACGCGCGCGUGGACACCAAGGCGGACGUCUACAGCUUCGGCGUCGUGCUGCUGGAGAUGAUUUGCUGCCGGAGGUGCCAGGAGCCGGUGGCGCUUGGUCUGCCGCAUGGUGCGGAGGACGACGAGACACAGACAGUCACCUUGUUCGGUUGGGCAGCGCAGCUCGUGGGCGCGCGGAGGACGGAGCUGACGCUGCACGGCGACGACGCUGACGUCGACAGCGCGGACGACAUGGAGAGGGUGGACCGGUUCGCGCGCGUGGCGCUCUGGUGCAUCGAGCCGAACCCGCUGCUGCGACCCACCACGCACCAGGUGGUGCAGAUGCUCGAGACCAGUGAUUGGGCUCAGGUUCAGACACUACGUAUACCUGACCCUCCAGAAUGUUACAUGGAAUCCUCGCCUUUAAUUCCACAGCUCAAAGACUGAACAAUUUGAAUUAAAUUAAACUGUUCCGAGUCAAUUUUUUUAAGUAUGGCAUCAAGCAAUAGCUAAUGUAGUAAAAUUAUUUCUCAUGCAUGUAUAUGCACUGCACUUGAUCUACCUUACUGUUGGGGCACUUUUCGACGAAGUAA